Aphanomyces astaci is the source of this 1528-nucleotide messenger RNA. RefSeq lists its product as hypothetical. The coding region runs from base 41 to 1477 and encodes 478 amino acids. Gene Ontology annotation, biological process: magnesium ion transport. The record is from RefSeq and is a predicted model, not a curated record. The transcript is spliced from 3 exons. Gene Ontology annotation, molecular function: magnesium ion transmembrane transporter activity. Gene Ontology annotation, cellular component: membrane. NCBI's taxonomy places the organism in Eukaryota, Oomycota, Saprolegniomycetes, Saprolegniales, Verrucalvaceae.
UUCCAAUCAAGGAGCAAGGCCUUCGAAAAAAGAGUUUGGAAUGACGCCACCGCUUGAGGUCCCGCCGCUACCGAUGUCGCCGAUGCAGUACAUGCCGUCGCAUCGGGACGUUGUGGGUGGUGUACUGGCAGUGGCUGCGUCGGUGGUGUCCAACUUUGGGGUGAACGUGCAGAAAUAUUCUCACACCCAAGAGCAGAAGAGGCCUGUGGCAGACCAGCGACCAUACAUCCUUCGACCAGUGUGGUGGGUGGGUCUCAUCAUGGUCAUCGUGGGCAGCAUUGGCGACUUUGCCGCGUUCGGGUUUGCCACGCAAGCCCUCGUGGCAGCCCUUGGUGGUGGGUCCACGCUCAUCGCGAACGUCAUCAUUGCGAACCAGAUGAACCAGGAGACGUUGUACCGGUCCGACUUGCUUGGCGUGCUGCUUGUCAUUGCUGGCGUCGUGGUCAUCUCCGCCAUCUCCGAGCCCGACGUCACUUAUCCGUUGCCCAUCCUCGAGCAGUUCUUCGCCCGCCCAGAAUUCAUCGUGUACAUUUCAUGUGUCGUGAUAUGUGUGAUCACCAUCUUGGCCAAAAUCAAGGGAUCUCUUGCUCACACGUUGAAAAGCCAAAUCCGAUGGUCACACCAGCGGCAAAAGGACAUCCUCAAGAAAAACGAGCUUCGGUUUCAAGACUUAGAGCGGCGCAUGGAAGCACUGGAAGAAAAGCUGCUGGUUGGUGGUCUUGAUCACGACGGUGGCAGCCACCCUCACGUGGCUGUCCCGCCAUUUCGCCUCAACCAUGCGGACGGCGCGUCGUCGUCACCUCGCAAGCUAGACGCGCCCGCCGCGGACGCCAACCCGUCGGCCGCCAACGUCCCAUUCUACUACGCCACGUGCUCUGGCAUUGUCGGCGCCAUCUCGGUGCUGCUGGCCAAGUGCUCUGUGAUGAUGAUCGCGCUGACCAUCGAAGGCCACAAUCAGUUCAAGAACCCCGUAACGUACUUGUUUGUGGGCGGCAUGGUUGCGUGCAUAUUGGUCCAAACGCAUCUGCUCAACAUGGCCACGUCCUUGGGCGACACCAUGACAGUGUUCCCCGUCUUCCAGGCGUUUUGGAUCUCGUUUAGCGUCGUGGGCGGCAUCGUGUUUUACGAUUCCGAGCGAGCGUUUACAUGGGAUAAGUGGGUCUUGUACCCGCUGGCGCUGGCGCUGAUCUCCCUUGGUGUGUACUGUUUGAUGCAGCAUCCGUCCAAGGGCCACGCCGCGCCCGACAAGCCAACCAAACGCACCAACGGAGACGACGACGACGACAAUGGUGACAACCGCGCGUCACUGUUGGUGCAGUUUGAACUAGAGGCCGUGCCACUGACCAGUGCCGACGACGUCGAUGCGUGCCUUACCACGUCCCCACUGCUGUCGUCGUCGUCGUCGCCAGUGUCAUCCUCGUCAAAAAGCAAGAAAAAGACCAACGGCACCGAUGGUUAUGUUCGUUUAGACAUUUAAUAUGGGUACUACAAAUGGUCAUGAACCGGUUCUAUAAACUAUUUUCAUGUG